Molecule: messenger RNA, 555 nt
Organism: Lasiosphaeria miniovina
Lineage: Eukaryota; Fungi; Ascomycota; Sordariomycetes; Sordariales; Lasiosphaeriaceae
Exons: 5
Coding region: 1-555 (184 amino acids)
Source: RefSeq, a predicted model, not a curated record
AUGAUCUGCGAGAAGUGCUCCCUCGCGUUGCAGGGCGAUUUUGACUACGGAAGUCCGCACCAUGAAGACGCCGCGUCGCUAAUGCAAGGGGUCGAAAGUGGUUGCGCUAUUUGCACCUGCUUCUACCACGCUCUCGACACGCUGCUUCAUUUGCAAAAGCUACGAUAUCCCCUGGGUCCUGGUUCUGAUACCGUAGUGCCUUUGCGCGAAGAGUAUCUCAUCUACGAGGACGUCAAAUUCGACUCGAACUGGCUCAACGGAUGCGACGGCACGCACCAAAAGUGCAGCCACAAUAACCAACCCACAGUCUAUCCGACGGGUCUCCUUGAGCUAGGCGAGUCCAAGGGCCUCAAUCCCGGCUUUAUACGUCUCGAGGCUGCGAGUCUGACCAACUUUCGUCAGGCCGGGAUCCAGCAUUCCGACCUUCCCAGGGCCUUCGUCGAGUCCGGCCCCGGGAGCACCCAAGACUGGCGUUCCGAGUCGGCCAAGAUGCACGACGUCUAUUCCAACCGCAACCUCAACGUCUCGCUGUCCGGGGCUGCCAAUCCAAACUAG